AUGUACAAGAUAUUGGCUAUUUGCGACGUAGAAAAACAGAAAGUGUGGAAAAGCGGGCAUCGAGCGGCUACCUUCUACCAAAGCUGUGCCACCACCAACGAGCUGGGAACCGGCUUCAUAGUGUUGGCAUCAUCAACGUGCACUGCCCACGAAGGAAGACGCGACGACGAGGAAGAAGCGUUCUACGCACAGCUGGAAAAGAUAUACGAUGGAUGCCCACGGCGAGACGUCAAAAUCGUCAUCGGCGACAUGAAUGCACAGGUAGGAAGGGAGGAAAUGUAUAGACUAGUCAUCGAACCGGAUAGUCUGCACACCGCAUCGAAUGACAACGGCCAACGAUGCAUUAACUUCGCAGCCCCCCGGGGUAGUGCGAAGCACCUUCUUUCCCCGCAAAAAUUUCCACAAGGCCACAUGGAGAUUACCUAGCCAAGAAACGGAAAACCAAAUCGACCACGUUCUAAUCGACGGUAAAUUCUUCUCUGACAUCACGAACGUCCGCACUUACCGUAGUGCGAAUAUUGAAUCCGACCACUACCUCGUUGCA
Molecule: messenger RNA, 544 nt
Organism: Armigeres subalbatus
Lineage: Eukaryota; Metazoa; Arthropoda; Insecta; Diptera; Culicidae
Exons: 3
Coding region: 1-426 (141 amino acids)
Source: RefSeq, a predicted model, not a curated record